AUGUUAAAUUCUGGGUGUCAGCUGAUUGCGAUAUUUAAUGAGGAUAUGAAUGCCACAAGAAAGAUAAUGUCUGUUAUUUUAAAAAAAGGAGGUCUAAAAAAGAUAGCUUUUAAACGAUUGUCACCUUUGUAUGGCUGCAUGGGAUAUGCAGCAACAAACACACUGUUCGAAAGUGUUGGUCAAGGAUUUGAUAACACAUUAAAAGUAUGGAAAAAGCAAGUUGAAGAAAAUGUUAAGCAGGAAAACCAUUUACUACACUGUCUUGAGAAUGCAAGUGAAUCUGAAGCUGAUAAGCUAUCAAAAGAAUUGGAGAAUCACAGGAAGACAAUGCACCCUGGUUAUUCCUUUACAGGGGACAAUGUUGAUAUGCGAAUCUUACCAUGCCAGAUGACUCUGAACAACAAGAACAAGGAUUACCACAUGUACCAGCUGCUUGCUUUUAAGAAUCGGAUUUCAUCAAAUGACUUUUCAAACAAGCAAUAUUCCAAUGAUUUAAAAAGUUUACCUCUUUCAAUUUUCCUUCCAAGUGCUAAAGAGCAAUCUACUUUAGUUGAUGAAUUGGUUGUUCUGAUUGGUCAUAUAUGGAGUCAGUAUAUCCCUUCACUUGAGUGGUUUCAAGAGUAUCUUCCACCAGUGAUUGUUCAUGCACAGAUGGAUAACACCAAAAAGAAAACAGAAAAGGUAUUUACAGCAUAUAUAUACUGAUAUUUCACUGGCAUAGGAAGAUAUUUUAAGUUGGGGGUGAAUUUUGUGGAGUGCUCCGGUAAAGCUUGGAGGGUCUGGGAGGUGGCUUGAUAUAAUGCAAUUUCACACAUUUUCUGUUACCAUUGAAUUGAACAACAAAAAUAUUGGAAAAAUAUACAUUUAAAGAUAGGAGGGGGGGCUUGAGCAUGCUAUAUGAAUAGCCAUCACAUGAAGUGUCGAAUCACAGUAACUGAACUCAAGAAUACACCCGUCCGGAAAGUAUUCAGCCUUGGCUAUUAGAGCCUCAUUUUCAUGUUUAGAGCUCUUUGUCUUGUUACAGCUGACUACACAUUUACGGACAUAGAAAAUCUUUAUAUAAAUAGGUGGCCAAUAAAGGCUGGUAAGGGAGGGUAUAUGAUGCAUGUAUUUUAUCUAGAUUAGAGCGCUAGUCAUGAAAGUUAACUAUUGAGGCUACUAAAAAGAGUUUUAAUGUUUAUAGUGGCUGCACAAAUGGCAUAAUCACCGUGAAGGGCAUAUAUGGCAGGCCACAUUGAUUGGGAUGUGAUUUUCCUGGGAGGGAGAAUCACAUCUCCAUUACCAUCAUGCAAAGUUCCAUUAAUGAUUUAAUUAGUAUUGAAACCUUAAGCCAGUGCAUUAUUUGCUACUGCUAUCCCUGGGAAUAUUUAAUAACUUAUUAAUUUUGAACCGUGCUACAAUUGAUCAUUCUUCCAAUGUAAUUAUAUAGGUUCAUCUUGGUGCCCUCAGAAAAAAUGAGCAAUAUGAAGAUGAUAUGUUGGACAUUCUCUAG
Messenger RNA from Paramuricea clavata, 1492 nucleotides. NCBI's taxonomy places the organism in Eukaryota, Metazoa, Cnidaria, Anthozoa, Malacalcyonacea, Plexauridae. The record is from the annotation of a GenBank genome assembly.